AUGGUUGUUCUGCAGAAGAAGAAGAAUUCAUGGGUUUUACUUCUGAUCAUGGUGCUCAGCAUACUACUUGUUGGAGAUCAAGCUAUAGAGGAAGGUGAAGAAGCAGCAGCAGGAAGAAGAAAACCGCGGCGGAUUCUGUUGGAUACAGAUGUUGACACAGACGAUUUCUUUGCUCUUUUGUACCUCUUGAAGCUCAACACUUCAGAUUUUGCAGUUGAGGCAGUGACCAUCAGUGCAAAUGGAUGGAGUGAUGCAGGGCAUGCAGUGAACCAUAUCUAUGACAUUCUGUACAUGAUGGAUCGCGACGAUGUCUCUGUUGGUCUUGGAGGUGAAGGGGGUGUCCUUGAUGAUGGGACCAUGGACCCUAAUGUUGGAGGAUACCUUCCCUUGAUUGAACAGGGAAUGACAACAGCAGGAAGUUGCAGAUACAGGCAGGCCAUUCCUGUUGGUGGGAGAGGGAGGCUUGACACUGAUUCUAACUAUGGCCUCAGGAGAGCUUUCCUUCCCCAGGGACGCAGGAGAUAUCGCCCUCUUCGACAGCCAACAUCGCAGCAAGUCCUGAUAGAGAAAGCAUCUGCAGGUCCAAUUACAAUACUGAUGACAGGAUCGCAUACAAACAUAGCCAUUUUCUGGAUGAACAAUCCACAUCUGAGGCAAAACAUUGAGCAUAUCUACAUAAUGGGAGGUAGUGUGAGGUCAAGCAACCCUGGCAAUUUGUAUACUUCCUCUGCAAGCAACCCCUAUGCUGAAUUCAACAUAUUUGCAGACCCUUUUGCUGCAUACCAGGUUAUUCAUUCUGGAGUUCCAGUAACGUUGGUACCUUUGGAUGCAACCAAUACUAUUCCGACGAGUAAGGAGUUCUUCGAGGCGUUUGAAGAGAGACAGGAGACUUAUGAGGCCCAGUACUGCUUCAAGUCCUUGAAAAUGGCCAGGGACACUUGGUUACCCGACCAAUUCUACUCAAGCUACUGCAUGUGGGACUCUUUUUCAUCUGGUGUUGCAGCUUCCAUCAUGCAGAGAAAUUCAAAGAAUACAAACAGAAAUGGAGAUAAUGAGUUUGCAGAAAUGGAGUACAUGAACAUAACUGUGGUGACAUCAAAUCAACCUUAUGGAAUUCAUGAUGGCUCAAACCCGUUCUUUGAUCGCAUUCGAGUUCCAAAAUUUGGUAUGGAGAAUGGUGGGAUUCAUAGUGGCCAUGUCCAGACAGGCCUUAGAGAUCCAUUCUGCAUUGUGCAGAAUGGUACAGGCAAAUGUCAGGAUGGAUAUACAAGAGAGACAAAAGGUCCGAAUUCUGUACAAGUUCUUGCUGCCACAAGAGCAAAGCCUACUGCAGAACCUAACUGCCAGCUCAAGAAAGCAUUUCUCAAGAGCUUCUUAGAUGUUAUGAAUCACCCUCAACAGUCUGGCAAAUUCAAUUUCACCAACCAAUUUCCUUACCACAGGGAAGUUCUCAACAAGCCAGACUUUGGAAACAAAAUAUUAGGCAAGCCUGUUGUUUUUGACAUGGACAUGAGCCCUGGAGAUUUCCUUGCCCUUCUGUAUCUCCUUAAAGUACCUACAGAAGUCAUCAACCUAAAGGCUAUCAUAGUAAGCCCAACUGGGUGGGCAAAUGCUGCAGCAAUAGAUGCUGUUUAUGACUUGCUCCACAUGAUGGGCCGCGAUGACAUACCAGUUGGCCUUGGAGAAGUGAUAGGAACAAACCAGUCUGAUCCAAACUUCCCUUCUUCAGUUGGAGGCUGCAAAUAUACCAAGGCCAUCCCUCAGGGCAGUGGUGGAUUCCUGGAUUCAGACACAUUAUACGGGCUUGCUCGAGACUUGCCUCGAUCCCCCAGAAGGUACACAGCAGAAAAAUCAGUAUCAUCUAGAGGCCCUCCAGACAUGGAUCAUCCCGAGCUCAGGCAGCCUCGAGCAGUGGAAGUGUGGGACUCAGUGGUGAAGGAAGCUGCUGAAGGGUCCAAAAUCACAUUCCUGACAAAUGGACCUUUGACUAAUCUAGCAAAGAUUAUUCUGUCCAAGGGCUUCAAAAGCUCCAUGAUACAGGAAGUUUAUGUAGUAGGAGGACAUCUCAGCAAUGGAAAUUGGGACAAAGGGAACCUUUUGAACAAGCAUCCGAACAAAUAUGCAGAGAUGAACAUGUUUCUUGAUCCAUUGGCUGCAAAAACAGUAUUGGAAUCAUCACUCAACAUUACACUGAUUCCACUUGAAGCUCAGCAUAAUGUCAGUUCCUUCUCCAAACUCAUACAAAGUCUAAACAAAUGGACGAAUAAGACCCCCGAGGCAUUUUUUACCAAUCGCUUGCUCUCGCUGCUUAAUAGCCUGCAACAGAAUCAUCACAGAUAUCAACACAUGGACACAUUUCUAGGUGAGAUUCUUGGUGCAGUAGUUUUGGCUGCUGAUCAUUCCAUACUGAAGCUUGCACUACAAGUCAAGCACAUCAAGGUCCUUGCUGGAGGCGAUGAAUCGACGGAUGGGCAAAUCGUGAUCGAUGAGAAGCAAGGGAAACAUGUCAGAGCAUUGAAAUGUAUAGACCCGGAUGCUUAUUACGGAGCUUUCACGAAUCGACUAGGAGAGAAGAAGCAAUCUGCUGUUAUAGGAAGCUUUGAAGAGCAGAAAAGAAUUUGGAACAGGCAACCAAAAUAA
Messenger RNA from Linum trigynum, 2640 nucleotides. The record is from the annotation of a GenBank genome assembly. NCBI's taxonomy places the organism in Eukaryota, Viridiplantae, Streptophyta, Magnoliopsida, Malpighiales, Linaceae.